This is a messenger RNA of Pseudophryne corroboree (corroboree frog), 8953 nucleotides long. RefSeq lists its product as uncharacterized. The record is from RefSeq and is a predicted model, not a curated record. The transcript has 9 exons. Bases 242 to 1213 code for a protein of 323 amino acids. Lineage: Eukaryota; Metazoa; Chordata; Amphibia; Anura; Myobatrachidae.
GCCCUGGAAUGCAGAACUUAGGCUCCACGCCCCAUGAUGCACUGGGAACAGCCAGGCCUGGGCUGCUGAUGCGUGAGCUUGCACCCACUCCGGGCAACAAGGUCCGUGGCUACGGUGGCAGUUCUGCGGUGCUCGGUCGUGGAAGUGACGUGCGCGGGGCUGAGCCAGAGCUUUCCCGUCAGUGUCUGGGCGGAGGGAACAGAUCUCUCGGAGGGACCACGCAGCACAGCGCGCCCGCAGUAUGGAAGAUCACAGGUCUGUUGUUUCACAAAACAGUGACGCCUGUGACCUGCCUCUGCCAAACCUGCGACCGCGUCACCAGGAUCUAAUUCCUACACCAUGUGGUCCUAUCAAACCCUGGGCAGAGUUGCCAUGGCCAAUAAAAACCUAUUUCUGCCUGGCCAUCCUUUCUCUUCUCUGUGUGCUUGGCUUAACCAUCUCCAAUCUUGUGCAGCAGAGCAACGAAGAUUCGACGGUGUCUCUUAUUCAGCUGAUAGGAAUCGUGUUCUGCAUCUAUUACGUGACUCGGGGCAUCCUGCAGGAGAAUCGCCAGGAACUCAUUGUCUUUGUCCUCUCCAUUCUACUGGAAAUGAUUCGUGCCAUUGUCAACUUCAGUGUUCUCUCCAAAGAUGCUAAACCUGAUAUACAACCGCGAUUUAUAGUAAUCCUUCUUGUGGGUCUUAUCCAUGUGGUCUGCGCUCUGAGCCUGGUACUGGGGCAGAAUAUGAUGGCUUUCCGGGUCGGCGGUGCUCUGGAAAGUCUGCAGUUGCAGUACAACAUGUUAAGCCUUUGCUUUUCACUGCUGACUUUUGACCUGCAAGCACAGCUCUGUCUGACAGUCCUGGUCUUCUUCUCUGGUUUAUAUGAAAUCUCUACUCUUCACAGCAUCAUUCUCACCAUUGGCUUGAUCUGGGCUGUUCUGAAAGUCACCAUUGGUAUUUUGGCUAUUCUGAAAGAAUUGAAACCUCUUGUGUGGAUAUUUCUGCUGCAGAACCUUCCAGAAGUGGCCUAUCUGGUGUACCUUUUAUACAAGGUGGUCAUGGAAUGGGGCAAAGGAGACUCCUACACACUGGAAGCUGCUGCUGUGACAGGCUCGUUCAUCUCUGUGGUUAUUAAAUCUGUGCUGUUGUGGUCUCUGUACCGCGUGUAUCGCAGCUUUGGCCAAGGACUGAGGGAGAGAAUGUUUUCUUCCUAUGGAAGGAUUGACGCCUAGAAUACUUCUUUUUUUAAAGAGCAUUCACAUUAUUUCUCAACGAUUUGCAAGGACGGAUUUGUACAGUACUGUCAGUAUGCAGGAUGACCAUGUAGUCUAACUGUGCAGUUAUCUCUACAGUCAUCCGCAAACAAGGGAAUCAUUCAGCUUUCAGUGGCCGAGUUGUGUAAUAUAUUCUUCUCUCCCAUACUUCAGCAGUACCAGCCACUGCCUGCACUUUGUGAGACACUGUAAUGAUGUGUACGAUUUUACAUGUACCUUUACACAGAUACACCAUUGAACACUCCACCAGUGGCACACAGAUUUUGUAAGUUGUUUGUUGGAAGAAUUGUGUAUUUACACUGUAGGAAAGGCAGAUCUUGUCAUGCAUUAUAUCUGGCUCGGACAGCCUAUGCUUCUCUUUCUGUUAUGGAGCUACAAGUCCCAUAGCGAGUUGCCAUCAUAAUUAAGGCUUCUUUAUAUUCUAUUCCCUAGUUCCAGCUCUUCAUUUUCUGAUACUUGUGUUUGUCUUGUUGGGCAGUAGUGAGGUUAUACCGGUAUGGAGUACAUGAGGCCAUGGAAGCCCCUUCUCCUGAGGGUAAUGAUAAGCCUAUGUCUCUCACUAGUCCUGCGAUAUCAUUCUAGUAAAAAGAGCCCCUUAGACCCUACAGCUAAUUUACCUUGUAAGUUCUGGUAUAUUACAAUUAAUUUUUUUUUUUUUUUUUUUUUUUUUUCAUUUUAACCACUUAACUGAUAAAAAAAAUUUCCGCCAAAAACCGCUCAGAAAUUGUCGGAUUUCUUUGAGGGAUUUUAGUAAAAAAAAAAAAAUAUAUAUAUAUAUAUAUAUAUAUUUCCCCCCCCCCCUCCUUCCUUUUCUUCAAACAUCGGAACAUCGUUCGGGAACAUAGCAACCAUCAGAACAUCGCAACUUUGGUUUUUACACCCUGGACAGCUGCCAGGUACACGGCGGGCUGGGUGUGGCUUGGUGGGGUUGGUAUACACUUACCAGCGGCUGCUAUCGUCUGCAGCCACUGGAAGUGGGGGAUCCUACCGUGCUGACUGAUCAGCAGUGGUCGGCAGCAUGGCAAUCAGUGGGGGAGGGUACAGGGAGGCAGAGGUACCUUCUGGUCCCUCUGACAGCAGCAGCGGAGGGAAGUUUCUCUUCCCCGCCGCUGCAAACACUUUCUAUCUGACUGGUCGCAUCCUGUGCGACCAGUUUAGAUAAAGCACUUGCAGGCAUGGUCGCAUCUGAUGCAACCAUGCCAGGCAAGUGGUUAAGAACACUUCACACUACAGUAGAUACUAACCUAUAAGACACAGAGAUCCGAAUAAUCACAUCUAAAGGCUCCCAUUCAGUAGCACCAUAUUGUCGCAAUUUCGUGAUUCCCAAUGGCCGGGGAGUCGGGAUUAUUCAACAAGUUUAAAAAUCUCAAUUCCACGAUCCUGACCAUUUUUAGGGAUCUUUUAAAUGUAGAAUUUCCCCCAUUCCCGAUAGAUCGCUGAUCAUCGAUGGCAGUUCCAGCCAAGGAAACAAGGCUUAGCUGUAUGGGAGCCUUAACUCUGAGAAAGGAUUUAUUGUAUUGUACAGUUGGAUAAUGCUGAAAAAUAGGGACAUUUCCAGGAAAUAAAAUAAAUCCAGGCAUAUUUUUAAAACCUGUUAAAUUAGUGACAGCUUGCACCAGUGCUAUAACUUCCUCUAUAACAUGCUGAAAGUAAUUAAACAUUCCUAUAUUUUCUUAUAAAGAACCUUUAGUAGUUUAUGAAACUGCUUUUGAUUUUCAAUUGUAUUUAUAAAUACUGUACAACUGUUACCAAGAUGUCGCAGUUCAUGUUCAGGUUGAACCAUUUGCAGUUGAAAGGGAAGUGAACAUUACUCUUAGGUGGAUAUUCAAUUAAAUCCUACGCCUAAUGGCUAAAUUCCCUGCAGCGUGGGGAAAGGCUUUUCAAUUAGAUAUCAGAGCUUCAGGCAUGAAAACCCACCAAUUCUGCAUAAACUGCCCAUCAAUGGGUUUUCGCUGCUUGCAAACCCAAUUUUGUCUUUUCUCGCGGACUUUACCUCUCUGCUCAUGGAGUCCAAUAUUGGGCAUUCACAAGCUGUGUAAUCCCCACUGAUUAAGUUGCUCCAGCGUGGCAAUUUCCCCCUUAAAGUGUCAUUUGUGCUGAUACCGUUCCAUUGCCAAAAGAUCCGCAAUUGUUCCACCUUUCUUUGGUUGCCAGAAUAGUUCUGUCGCUCAGGAAAUUAUUUAUCACUCUCACUGCAGGUCAAUGUUGCCAUAGAUUGGUUACUCUAAUUACAGUAAGUCUUAGAAUUUCGGCAAAUGUAUGCACACUCCUUUUAAUUGGCUACAGCUGGAGUGCAUUCUCCUGCUGCUGAGAUCUGUUUUAUAGAAGUAACCAAUCGGUGCCAAGUCUUUGUUACCACAACUGCUAAAAAAAACACACUCCCCACAUUCAUUGUGUAUUGUUUAGCAUAGACAGUUAGUUACAUUUCCAAAAUUAUACUUCUGAGAAGAGUUUCAUUAGGGGUGUUUGUUUCCACUUAACUGGCAUGGUCAGAUUUCAUGCAACUGCGCCGUCCCACCCUGUCCCCCCGUUUUUGACGAGGAGAUCCGUUCUGCAGAUGUGCAUAAUAUAAUGUUUAAAUAUUUUAAAAAAUACUUUUUCAACUUUAUGAAAUAAAAUAAAUUUAAAAAAACAAUGUUGUUAACGCUUUAGAAGGGAAAAAUCAUCAGUUAAGUGGAUAUAAAAAUAUAUAUAUUCUGAUAUAUACUGAUAAGAAUAUACUAUUGUCCAACUGCCAUUUAAAUUCAUGCGUAAGAAUAGAUUUUUCUCCAUCCACUAGGGGACACUGGAGGCUUAUGACAGUGGGGUAUAGACGGGUGGAUAAGUGGAGCUGGCACUUUAAAUUUAUUGGUGUGACUGGCUCCUCCCCCUCUGUCCCACCUCCAGACCAGUUUUAGAAAUGUGCAGAGUGAGUAUACUGUGUGUGUGUGUGUGUGUGUAUAUAUAUAUAUAUAUAUAUAUAUAUAUAUAAAAUAUAUAUUUUUUUAUAGCUAAAACAAGUGUAAGGGCAGACAGACAGCACUGCCCCCCCUGUCUGCCUGCAUUUUGGGAGCUGCCGGGGAGACCAAAUGCCACCUCUUAAGGCUGACGCCUAGAUCCCUGGCUGCAGAGACACUGGUCUUUAGGGGUUCCCAAUGCAGCGGCUUGCGCUUGGAUCCCCACUAGCCCACCGCCACUGGCAAGCAUGGCAGCCAUGUGAGCAUUACCUGCCACUCGGCUAGCAGGGAGUCCAGGAGAAGAUAUGGCAAUAUUUAGGGUCAGUCCUGCAGCACGUUGUGAGCACCACAUCAUUGGGGGAUCAUAGAAAAGUAUGCCAUGGCAUAAAUCCCCUAUAUACAGAACAGCAGGACUAGCUCACGGCAGCGCUAAUCGUUUUAAAAAAACUGGGCAACAAUUGAAGACGGUAGAGGCGGCUUAGCUCCGGCAAACUUCAAUUCCCAGACUUCCCAGCGUUGGAAUCCCUUCACUCCAUAAUUGCUGGGCUGGAAGCUCAAGAGUUCCAAGUAUCACUGGAUAUCAAGGACGCUUAUCUCCACAUUCCAAUCUAGGAACCUCAUCAGGUUUAACUCAGAUUUACGAUACGGGACUGUCACUGCCAUUUCCAGGCCCUACCAUUCGGCCUAUCAUCCACACCAUGAGUUUUCAUGAAGGUGAUGGUGGUGGUGAUGAUGCUUCUUGGUGCGAAGGGGGUGACCACCAUUCCUUAUCCAGAUGAUCUAAUAAAGGCCCAGCCGAGGGAAAAGCUGUUGCCGGAUUUUGCCUUAACCCAUCAGGCCCUGAUAGAGCAUGGAUUGAUCAAUUUCCCAAAAUCACACCUGGAACCAACUCAGUUCCUAGUGAUGAUCUUCAAUACAGUGCUUCAGAAGGUUUUUCCUUCCGCUGGACAAGGCUCUGGCAAUACAAGAACUGGUCCGGUUAGUUCUUCAACCUCAAUGAGUCUCAGUUCACCUCUGCAUCCGCCUGCUGAGCAAGAUGGUGGCUACGUUCAAAGCCAUCCAAUAUGGUAAUUUUCAUUUCACUACCCUUUCAAUUGGAUCUCCUCUCCAGUGGAUGGGGUCACACAGCUACAUCAACUAGUUCGCUUAACACCCAGAACGUGGGUCUUGCUCCUAUGGUGGUUGCAAACCUCUCACCUCCUAGAAGGACAUCAAUUUGGCUUAUGGAACUGGGUUCUCAUCAUGAUGGAUACCAAUCUCCGAGGCUGGGGAGCCGUGAUAAAGGACAGUCACUUCCAGGGGCGGUGGUCUCUCAUGAGAGAUGGUGGUUCUUCUCGCUUUGGCUAGAAGGCUCUCGAAACUGGGAGCCUUGUCAUGUCACUCCUUAUUUAGUCUUCCAUGAGGGUAGAGCAGAACCCUGCACAAAGCUGGAUUUUCCGCCUAAAGUGGUUUCUUUCUUUCACAUUAACCAGCCUAUCGUGGUACCUAUGUUUUCAGAGCAUUCUCCACCAUCUCAAUCUUUGGAUGUGGUAUGAGCCCUGUGCAUCUGUGAACAGGACUGCUAAACUGCGGAAAUUGGAUUCUCUCUCUGUCCUCUAUGAUCCAGCUAAGCCAGGGUGGCCUGCGUCAAAGCAGAUGUUGGCUCGCUGGAUUCGACUUACUAUUAGGCAAGCCUGUCUGACUUCCUCUCGGACACCACCAGCAUCUAUUUCUGCACACUCCUUACUUUCUGUGGGACCCUCAUGACCCGGCUGCCCGAGGGGUUUCAGCCAUGCAACUGUGUCAUGUGGCUUCUUGGGCUUCAUCAGAUUUAACAGAUGUGAUACCUCUGCAGCCCAUGAAUUUCACUUUGGCCCAUUUUGCAGGUGUCUCAGCGCUCUCCCGUCCAUGAAUGGUGCUCUGGGAUGUUCCCACUGUCAUAAGCCUUCAGUGUCCCCUAGUGGAUGAACGAGUAAACAGGAUUUUGGUACUUGAACCGGUAAAUUUAUUUCUCUGAUUCCACAGGGAACACGCCUGCCCUGCGCUAUGUUUCCUGCCAUUAUCUGUUUGGCGUCCUGUUGUGACUGCACCCGUUUGUGCAGGUAGUUAUCGACAUUUUCCUAUGUUUAACCUUCUUCUCUCAAGUUAUGUCCUCUCCGUUUCUCCUUGGGCUCAGUUUCUCUAACUGGUCUGGUGGGGGGGUACAGAGGGGGAGGAGUCAGUCGCACAUAAAUUUAAAGUGCCGGUUCCACUUAUCCACUCGUCUAUACCCCACUCUUAUAAGCCUCCAGUGUACUCUGAGAAAUGGAGUACCAAAAUCAUGGGGCUUUUUUUUAUGCAUAAUAACAUUCAUGAUCUGCGACCUGUCGGGGAAUCUGCAAAAUGCACUAUGUUAAAAAUGCCUAACUUGCCGAUCUCGAUCAUUUUGUGGUCAGAAUUGGUGAAUCGAGGAUUUCCAACAUGUUGAAUAUAGGAUGAAUGUACUGUAGGAUGGGCUCUUUCACUGAUAUGGAGAGAUCCUUUGACUGCAUGUUGUAUGUUCACAGCAAGUUUCCAAAUGCAAAUGCCACACUUAAAAUCAACCCCAGACCUUUUGCCUGCUUAAUUGAUAAAGAAAUAACUAAGAAUAGGCCUGACCUGUCCUUGAAACAGCUUUUGAGUGAAAUGUCAAAUUACAGUACUUUUGGUCCCUUGAAAAAUGGGCUACAUAUUAAAUGGCUGUAAUUCUUACACUCUUCCUCCAAUUUGGAUGUGAAUACCCUCAAAUGAAAGCUAAUAGUCUGCACUUUAAAGUCAUAUUCAUUCUAUAACUGUAAUUUGAAUAUGUAGUGUUAAACAGCUAAAAUAACAAAAACUGCCAGUGUCCAAAAAUGGCAUUUUGUUUCCCCCAGCACCCUGAAUAAUAACAGUAACCAGAUUUAAAUCCCACACAACAUUAGAAUUCAGAGAUCUCUGUUACAUAUAUUUGUGCAAAUGUAUGAAUAAGCCCCAUCAAGGCGUCUCUGAAUAUUUGGGGUCCCUAGCACUAUAUCUAGGUGCAGGGUGUGGCACCCCAAAGCACCAGCAUAAGCCAGAAAGCCCAGCGUGGCAUACCAGUGAAAAAACUAUAGUGUUAAUAAAUUAGUGUUAGGAAGCCGAAGCUAUAAAGGUGAUACAAAAAUGAGAUGUAAUUAAAAUGGAGAAAUAGUGUUAAAGAAAUUACUAUGUGAAAAGUGUUAAUAGAAUAACAUUGCACCAAAAGCAGCCAGCUGUAUGGUCCUCUUAAGUUGUCUGGGGAAAACUGCCUAAUGUGUAUCUUAAGAUACAAUGGCUUUGUUUUAUCUCAGACACGUUGUUUAAAAAUGUAAAUUAAAUGACUCAAACACAUUGAAAUCAUGCGUAUAACUACUGUACACAAAUCAAUUCAUUGGCAUGUUUUACUUUUUAGUAUGUGUUAAAAUAAAUAAAAAUUCAGUUUUAAAAAGUUUUGGCACAGCUCAAUUACACUGAUGUAAAAUCUGUUAAAAAAAAAAAGCACUGGCAGUUCCACCCAAGUUAAACAUACAUAAGAAUGCAAUUGUUUAAGGUCUUAUUUGGUACAAUGGUUUUUAUUUUCACAGUAGUUUUCAUGUUUAGUUUGAACAGCUCAAGGGCUCAAUAAAGAUUUUAUACGUUGUGUUACAAUUCUGGGGACUUCCUGUAUUUUUGCAGUGGGUGAGGGUACCUUUAUGCUGUUGGCUGCUAUAGACAAAUAGGCUGAAAGUGGUAUAAUGUACUCUGCCACAUUCUGCUAAAUAACAGUGUAAGAAUAUCGGUUUUUUUGCUCCUUUAAGAGAUAAAGAACAUUAAAAAAAACGAACAUUUAUUUAAUAUAUUUUUUUUUUCUUUUAAGGAAAACUUGGACUGUGUUACAUUAAAGAGCACAAUAACUCACUCACAGCGUGUGCAGCCAUUUUGAGUGGGCUACCAACAGUGGCGUAACCAUAAAUUAGUUGUACCUCCCCCCUUUUCUUCCCCUGUACCUGAUAGUUGUCAGAGAAUCCCCCUCCUCCCUCCCUCUGGGUCUGCGGUCCCGUCGUGCCUGACCACACUGAAAAUGUCCUGCUCGUUGUCAGGGGAUUCCCCACUCUGACCACGCGGUUCUGCAGUCCUGUCGCGCCUGCCCCCAUUAAAAAUGUCCCUACCAAAAUGGCUGCUGUCUCCUCUAGCAUCCUUCAUAACGGUCUUCUGUGAGGUGGUGGCCAUUUUGGAAGGGAUAUUUUCAAUGGGGGCAGACGCGAUGGAAUCCAGGUAGUGACGUAGCAAUAGCCCCCGCAGACCCCCAGCUCUCACAAGCAUGGCGGGGUCUGUGGGGGCUAUUACUACGCCACUGGCUACCAAUAAUCAUAAGGCUAAAGCCCAUCCAACCAGUUCAUUUUCAUAAGUAUCGGUUUAACAAACAAAAUGGUUACUGCUCCUGUGACAGGUAUUUUGUAACUCAUUAAAAUGUUAUAAUUUAGGACUGUUCGUGAUGAUGAUUUUAUGAUCACCACUGUUAAUUUUGUGCUACUAAUUUUGUAAUCCCUAUUACAGAGUAUAUACUAUGUUUCCCUACUGACUUGUCUUCAUAAAUAGCAUUUUAACCUUCUCAUUCUAAGCCUUGUAAGUACAAUGUGUUAUUGGUUUUAUGCCAGUACACUGUUCAAAGCUUUAACAAAAUCUUUAUGUCUGAACCUGUGAUGAAUUGAUACAUGAUGUAUUGGGAUACAUAUGCAUAGAUUUUUAUACAAUGUAUGUUUUUUAAUAAAAUUGCAAUUUCAUUGUA